GUCCUUAUAUCUGCUGCUAGAUCCAAUAUGGCGUCCAGUGGCACAAAAUUCGAGAGAAGAAGAAAAAGACCUUAYGAAAAUACAAAACAAAGSAKUCCAAAUAAGAAAAAGGUGGACGAAAAUUCCCCUGUGUUUGUAUUCUUCAAGGAAAUCCAGCAAGAGCUUGAUUCGCGUUAUGACAAGCACGAAAGAAUAGUAAAGUUAAGCAGAGAUGUGACCAUUCAUAGCAAGAGAAUUAUCUUCUUAUUACAACGUGUUGCUGGGGCCGAAAGCAAAGAUGAUAUACUGAAAGAAGCUGAACAGAAGCUGGUCGAAGUAAAGGAAUACUUAAAGGGUAUCGCUUUGGAGCUGGUGAACGAAGAUCCGUACAGAUUUGGAARAGCAUUUUCACCUGGGAUACAAGAAUACGUGGAAGCCCUCUCCUUGUACCAUUACAACAAACACCUUUGCUUAAUUUCUCACAAAGAAGUCCAAAAUGAGCUCCGAUUUUCUAUARGUGAAGAAAUGAUAGUGCUAAAUSUWAGCCCUUUUGAUUACGCUCUUGGRAUUGCGGAUUUGACUGGUGAAUUAAUGCGUCUCUGCUUGAAUUCUGCUGCCAAUGCUGACACUAACACACCCUUUGAGGUCUGUAAGUUCCUAAGAUCCAUCCAUGAUGAUUUUGUUGCACUGGGGAACAUCAACCGAGACGUUUCGUCUAAGCUUAGAGUGCUUAAUACCAGUUUACAUAAAGUAGAGAGAGCAUGUUAUAACUUGGAAGUGCGCGGAUCUGAAAUUCCCAAACAUAUGUUGGCUGACUUAGUAAGCUCUGCGGCUGAUGAUCAACAAAACASUAACAAUGAUAGUUCACUGSUGUUGUAAUUCAUUAAUCUAAUUUUGGUUAAAUAAUAAAGAAACUGAAGUUAAAAUACUCA
Messenger RNA from Actinia tenebrosa (Australian red waratah sea anemone), 911 nucleotides. RefSeq names its product translin-associated protein X pseudogene. The record is from RefSeq and is a predicted model, not a curated record. NCBI's taxonomy places the organism in Eukaryota, Metazoa, Cnidaria, Anthozoa, Actiniaria, Actiniidae.